UGUCUUGAACACGUCUUCGGAAGAUCAUAUUUUAGGUGCACCUGCUUGGCUCAGUGCAGCCAUUCGCGGGAAGCCGGACUGGUGGGUGAAGUACCGAGACGGCAAGGUACGGGCGAAGUGGAUGCAAGAGAUCAUGGAGCAGCAGAAGGACCUUCACCAGAGUUUGCAGCUUACUGACAACAUGAUUAACUACAUUAUGGGCGAACUUGAGGCCUACGCUGCCCUUCGAGAUCCAGAGACAGGCAUUGAGGCCGGCCCGUACGAGCGCAUCUGGCAGUCAGACCAACUCAUACCUGCAUCUUUGAAGAGCGCCCUCGUUUCAGCAAUCGCCCCGCUUGAGUCCGUCCCGGACUCGGAGAAGGACUGGCAUCCCGGCUCUGACGGUAAGGUGCUCGACCUUGUCCAUCCGUCACUCUACCCUGUCGUGUAUGGUCGUACCACUGCCCGCGGUAAGGAGCCGCUCCAGCCUCGCGCGACAGAUGUCGCUCCUAUGUUCCGGUCGGAGCGAUUCCAAUGGCUGCCCUCGGACUUCUACGUCAAAGAGGACGGAACUGUUACCCUGGUCUCGCCGUACAUCAACAACGUGCACCCAGAAGACCACAAAGCACUGACUGAGGUCAUUCCGCGAGUGAUGGAGAAGGCUGUGCCGAUGUUCGAAAGAGUGCUGUCUGACCUAGCGCGGGGGAGACAGCUCCCCACGCGCUUGGAUUUGAAGGGGCACAAGUUCCCAGAGUGCGUGUGGCCAGACGGCUAUGAGCCUGGUCUAGAAGAGGAUGACCGAGCACGUAUGUGCGAGGAGGAAAUGCGGCUACAAACGGAGGACCACGAACGUUGGCAAGUAGAGUAUGAGAGGUUCCUCGACGAUCAUCGGGAGGCAUUUCUAGCCACUCAUCCUGGCAAGGACGAUGAAUACGAGCCGCCAUCGCUCGCCGAGCGGCCCGAGUACAACCAGAAGCCUUAUUACGAUCAACUGUCCGACGAGUGGCUGGAUAGACAGGAGAAGCGCUGGCCAGAUAGCAAGCCGAGUUACAAUGGCGGGCUGGACGAGGUGAAGAAGGCUAUCGACUUGCGGGGGAAGACGCCCCAGGUCAUCGUGAAGCUAGCGAAUAUCAUGCUGACCCCCGAUAAGCCCGAGUAUGCAGGCGGAACGUGGCACGUAGAAGGGAUGGACAACGAGGCAAUCGUGUCGACAUUCAUCUAUUACUACGACACCGAGAAUAUCACGGAGUCGACCUUAUCCUUCCGCAACGCAGUGAACGAGCCGCGGUAUCACGAGCAAUGGGACAUCUAUUGCAUGCAGCAUCUCUAUGGGAUCCUACAGUUCGAGAAAUGCGUACAGGUCGUCGGACAGGUCGUCACUAAGCAAGAUCGGUGUAUCGCCUUCCCCAACCUCUAUCAGCACCUCGUCUCCCCGUUUCGCCUUGCUGACCCGACGAAACCGGGCCACCGCAAGAUCCUCGUAUUCUUCCUCGUCGACCCGAACAUCACUGUCCCGUCCGCGUCGAGCGUGGCGCCACAGCAAGAGUCUUGGAUCCGCCGCACCGUGGAGGAUACAAACAUGUGGUGGAGGCUCCCUACCGAGCUGCAGGAGAUGAUAUGGGAGCGGCUGGACCCGAUGACGGACGAGCAGGCGAAAAAGUAUCGCGAGGAGCUCAUGCAGGAGCGUACACUGAUCGUGCAGAUGGUCGAUAACCAGAGGUUCGGGCGCGGGUUCAAUCUAUGCGAACACUAAGUACUGAGAGCUGAUGUGCCAGUGCACCUAUCAAUGAAUGUUCGACUCAUGUUCACGCGAUACCCUGGCUACUGGCACCCUCAGC
Molecule: messenger RNA, 1817 nt
Organism: Rhodofomes roseus
Lineage: Eukaryota; Fungi; Basidiomycota; Agaricomycetes; Polyporales; Fomitopsidaceae
Exons: 8
Coding region: 122-1732 (536 amino acids)
Source: RefSeq, a predicted model, not a curated record